Rotaria sordida is the source of this 1296-nucleotide messenger RNA. NCBI's taxonomy places the organism in Eukaryota, Metazoa, Rotifera, Eurotatoria, Philodinida, Philodinidae. The record is from the annotation of a GenBank genome assembly.
AUGAUUGUUUAUCUUAUUGAUGAAAAUGUUUUAUAUGAUAAUACAACAAAAAAAUAUUUAUGGAAUCAAACACUAGUUAAAAAAAGAGAUCAACGAUAUUAUGAUAUAAAGUGUUUUAGUGAUGAAUUUAAUAAUGGUUGUCAAAAUUUUAAACAACAAAUAUGGGCAUAUUGUGAAAGUACUAAUGAGAAAAGUGGUUAUUCAAUAUUAAAACGUCAAUUUUUAUUAACUAUUGAAAGACUUAAAUCUCUAUAUCUUUAUUAUGGAUCAUGUUGUUGGGCAAAUUCAUCGAAUAAAAAAUUUUAUUUUAAUUUAUCCAUUGAAAGUGAUUUAAUUCGAAUGGAUUCAUCACCUUAUCCAUAUAUACCAGUAUCAUAUUAUGUUACUUUUAAUAAAUCUACUAUAAUUAAAAUCUUUGCCGUCAAUGUUGAUGGUGACGAAGUCUCAUGUGAACCUUAUCAAGAAGAUUUUAGUGGAUUUUUAACUGUAUAUGUUGAUAAUCAUUGUAAAUUAAAUUAUAAAACUAAUCAACUUGGUAAACAAUAUGGUCAAUUUUGGUUAAUGGAUCGAUAUCAAAAUCGAAUAUUAUCACGUUCUCUUAUUAGUAUUCAAGUACAUGUUCAAGAAAAUAUUCUUUGUAAUAAUCAACCUGAAUUAAUUCUUCAAAAUAAAGAUAAUCAUCAAACAAUAACAGAAAUAACAACUAUAUGUACUAAUAAUCAACCAAUUAUUUUAGCUAAUGAUGGAAUUGAAGUUCUAUUUCACUGUCAAUUAAAUUUAUAUGAAAUAUAUCAAAUAUGUUUUGUUGGUGAAAUUGGUUUCAAACUUCCGGCGACUAAUAUUGAAUGUUUUUCUAUUGAAGUAAUUGGUUCCAAAAAUGAAUGUAUCAAAGCUGCUAAUGAAUAUGAUUUUGAUAGGCCCUGUAAUCGUCAUUUUAUUAUAGCAGAACCAAUAUCUCAAGAAUCGAUUAAAAUAAAAUCUUUAUCAGAAUCUCAAUCUCGAAGAUGGCUUUGGAUUUUAUUCGUUCAUCUCACUUUUCUUUUAGCUGGUAUUAUUGUAUAUUGUGGUUGUAAACAAAUGUUAUUAUUAUUUUAUGAUGAUUCGUUACGUAAGCAAUCUAAAAGAAAUCGCAUUCGAACUAUUAUGACUGAACUUCGGCCACUCGUUGUACAGCGUAAUACAAAACUAACUGAAUCUUUGCUACCUAAACAUGAAUAUAUAGUAUCGAAGAAUGAAAAAGUUAGAAUACAACAUUUAAGACUAGGACCAGUUGAUCAUCCAAAUAAAUUAAUUUAA